AUCGCAAGAAAGCUUUGUCAUCAGCAAUCUCCAAAGUUCGACUACAAUACAGAUAUACACGACGCUUAGUUCAUUGCAGAGCCUUUACUUCAGUCUAGUCUUUCAGCAACUAUAGGCUCCAUUAAUCAAGUCACUAGAUUCUUACUCCAUGGAACAUUCCUUGGAACCCUUUAGCGCUCAAACACAUCUCCACGACCAGAAAACACACAUAAUUCUCGCGGCCAGCGGCUCAGUCGCUACCAUUAAAUUGCCCAACAUCGCCAGGGCACUUGGCGGCCAUAGCAAUGUGUCUAUUCGCAUAGUCAUUACCAAAUCGGCGGAGCGGUUUCUCGAGGGACAAAGUCCCGAACAACCUUCACUAGAAGCUUUGCGAGCGACCCCUGGCGUUGAUGGUAUAUACAGAGAUGAAGAUGAGUGGGGAUCUCCCUGGGUGCGUGGCGAGCCAAUACUGCACAUAGAACUCAGAAAGUGGGCGCAUUUAUUAAUCGUUGCUCCCCUAUCGGCCAACACGAUGGCCAAGAUGACUAUGGGGAUGGCCGACAAUCUUCUUCUUUCAGUGAUCAGAGCCUGGGAUACGACGGGGACCGUGGACGCCAAAAUCAAGAAUAAGAGGCCGCUUAUUUUUGUUGCCCCCGCAAUGAACACUGCGAUGUGGAACCACCCGAUCACUGCUAAACAAAUCGAGGUCCUAGAAGAGGAAUGGGGUGUGAAUAAUUCGAGUAAGGAUGGCUGGAUUUCUGUUCUCCGUCCAAUGGAGAAGUCACUUGCCUGCGGCGACACUGGCAACGGUGCCAUGCUGGAUUGGGAGGCCAUAGUCCGUAUCGUGGAGCAGUAUAUCGGUGUCUUAACAUAAAGGUUCUAGCGUUACAGUAUUCACUUAACAACGCGACUCUGCGGCUUCUUCAUAGAAGCCAGUAAUACGCGCGACAUAAUCCAGGAGCAAUCCCACAGUGAUACCUCCCCCAGUAAAAAGACAGCCAUUUUUGAACCACCACCAACAGUUCUGUACAUUUUUCAACUGAACUUUCCAGAUCAUUGCGCCAAGGGAAAGAGCCGCGCUGCCGCAGCUGCCAAUAAAGAAAACAGGCCCGCUACCAGCUGCAAUACCAGCAGCAGCAAGCAGUGAUAUUUGAACCCCUGCUAGUGCUGUGAGGACAGCUUUUGUAUUAUUUUCGUGACGAAGGGCAAUUGACUUUAUGCCGGCCGCUACAUCAUCUUUUAUGUCCAUGUGCGCAUAUAUCAUAUCGUAUAGAACUGUCCAGGCAACACAGCUGAAAUAAAGCGCAGCAGCUGCUUCC
Messenger RNA from Aspergillus homomorphus CBS 101889, 1298 nucleotides. Its product is annotated as putative flavoprotein. The record is from RefSeq and is a predicted model, not a curated record. Gene Ontology annotation, molecular function: FMN binding; phosphopantothenoylcysteine decarboxylase activity. Lineage: Eukaryota; Fungi; Ascomycota; Eurotiomycetes; Eurotiales; Aspergillaceae. Gene Ontology annotation, cellular component: phosphopantothenoylcysteine decarboxylase complex. Bases 149 to 853 code for a protein of 234 amino acids. The transcript has 2 exons. Gene Ontology annotation, biological process: coenzyme A biosynthetic process.